AUGAAGACGAAGCCCCAAGCCCAAGCCCUGGUGAUAUCCUUAUCAAAGAAUGGAGCUCCAGAACACAGUGAAAGAAGCCCUAAAUCGAUUUCGAUUACCAGCAAGUUCUUCUCCAAUUUCUUCUCUGCAGCACUACAUGAGGACAGAGAAGUUUCGAAAAUGGCCGAUCAAAUAGCGAGAGGAGAGGAAUUGGAGAGGAAAGCAGAGAAGAAAAGCAGUCAAUGCCUCUCGCCCCUUCGCGAUUCCAAUGCUGAGCGAACAGAUCAUUGGAGCCAAAAUAAUUAA
Messenger RNA from Ilex paraguariensis (yerba mate), 285 nucleotides. The record is from the annotation of a GenBank genome assembly. NCBI's taxonomy places the organism in Eukaryota, Viridiplantae, Streptophyta, Magnoliopsida, Aquifoliales, Aquifoliaceae.